CGCCGUACUGCCCCUCCAUGGCGGCGUUCCGGCAGCGGAAGGCGCAGCGCCUGGCGCGGGCGGACGCCAGCAGGAAGGGCGGCCUGGACGAGCGCGCCGCCCCCGUCGUGCAGCUCCUCAACGGGCGAGCGCGGUUCUGCACCACCAGCUCCUGCUCGGGCCGCCUGGUCCUGGCGCAGGGCAGCGCCGCGGAUACAAACAGCUGUGAGAUCCAGAAGAAAAACUGCACGUGGCUUAUGGUAACACAUGAAACAUGUACCAAAGACGAUGUGAUGACAGCACUGGAGAAAGCCACUGGUGACGUCGUGCUCAAGUUUGAACCAUUUGUUCUUCAUGUGUUAUGUCAAGAGCUGCAAGAUGCACAGCUUCUGCAUUCAGUGGCUAUCGAUUCUGGUCUCAGGAACUCUGGUGUUACAGUUGGCAGAGGAGGAAAAAUUAUGAUGGCUGUCCGGAGCAGUCAUUGCUUAGAAGUUCCACUGAGCCACAAGGGGAAAUUGAUGGUCUCUGAAGAAUAUAUUGAAUUUCUGAUACAUGUAGCUAAUCGGAAAAUGGAAGAAAACACAAGGAGGAUUGACAGAUUCUACAAAUGCUUAGAGUUAGCUUUGAAAACUGCCAUCAGCGCAAACAACUCGCCUUCUGAGGAGACGGAGAAUCGCUCCGUGUACAUUCGCAGAAGAAAGAGGAAGACCAUUCAAGAACAAGGUGUACAUACCUCUCUGAAGGAUCACAAUGAAGAACUGGAGCCUGAGGAUGAUACAGAAAGCAGUCUUGCUAUUUUUGCUGAAAUCAUGAUAUAGACUAAGGCAUUUGAAAGCAAAUGGCAAACUGAAUAGUAAUUGUAAUGCUCUUUGUAAGAGAUAAAAAUACUGCUCUGUUCUAAGUAGUAACACUCUCAUGGACAUUUACCAGAAAAAAAGUAAUUAAACAGAAUUGUGAGCAGGCUUAAUGCCACAGAAGCACAGAGAACAAAACCUUAGAAUGUUUGGGGGGCUUUUUUUAACAGCACUGUUGAAUUAACAAUCUUUUACUCUGUCAGUUACCACAGAAAUAACUGGCUUGCUACAGUUCUCUAUGGAAGCAUUUCACUUCCAAAUGCUGGGUUUAGGCCUUCUGAUUUUUGCAGAGCAGAGAAACUCUCAAAACUGGGUUGUUAUCCUUGAAGGUUUUUAAUCCCUCUAGGAACUCCGCAAAACAGUGUGCACCAAUAUAGAUGGCCCUUUCAGAACAACAGAAAACCACAUAUUAGGCAGCUGAUGAACAGUACCUGGUGUGAAAGUUAGAAUAGAGAAGUAGAAGUUACAUACUGCUCUACGCCGGCUUCAGCUGCAUGCGUCCAGGAUUCUUCCUGACUCUUGUACUGGGCAGCAAAGUUGAUGCUGUUUUCUUGCGCUUUACUGUGUUUCAGGCUCCAGCCCCACUGUGUUCAUGUGUUCUGCUUCCCUUGGCCAGCGGCCAUUAAGUGUUAUUUUCCUUUGCAUCUUUUAGCCAACUCUGUAUUCUGGUAGUUCGUUAGCUCACUUACAUCUCAUUCUGUGUGGCCAGAACCCAGCUUCAGUUCCAGCUGGUGAGCAGGAGGGUCAACCAAAGUGUACAGUAACAGGCUUUCUUACCAGGCUAUGAACCACUGACAUGCAAUAAAUGUUAAAUAUAAAACUGCAAUAA
Harpia harpyja (harpy eagle) is the source of this 1662-nucleotide messenger RNA. RefSeq names its product tRNA-yW synthesizing protein 3 homolog (gene TYW3). The record is from RefSeq and is a predicted model, not a curated record. Gene Ontology annotation, biological process: tRNA methylation. The coding region runs from base 18 to 797 and encodes 259 amino acids. Gene Ontology annotation, cellular component: cytoplasm. The transcript has 6 exons. Gene Ontology annotation, molecular function: tRNA methyltransferase activity. NCBI's taxonomy places the organism in Eukaryota, Metazoa, Chordata, Aves, Accipitriformes, Accipitridae.